AUGGCUUGCAUUGUUUCUGGGUUUAUGGCUUUGCGUUUGUCUCUCUUAUUCGUAGCCGUCGCAAGUCAUCCUACUGCUGGGUCAAAAGUUUUCAACGUCCAAAACAUUAUGGUGCUAAACGCGACGGCAAAACUGAUAAUGCCAAUGGAGAGUCUCAUGUUCAGAUCCAAGAUUUGA
This is a messenger RNA of Arabis nemorensis, 177 nucleotides long. The record is from the annotation of a GenBank genome assembly. NCBI's taxonomy places the organism in Eukaryota, Viridiplantae, Streptophyta, Magnoliopsida, Brassicales, Brassicaceae.